This is a messenger RNA of Micropterus dolomieu (smallmouth bass), 6024 nucleotides long. RefSeq names its product NACHT, LRR and PYD domains-containing protein 12-like. NCBI's taxonomy places the organism in Eukaryota, Metazoa, Chordata, Actinopteri, Centrarchiformes, Centrarchidae. The record is from RefSeq and is a predicted model, not a curated record. The transcript has 18 exons. Gene Ontology annotation, molecular function: protein binding. The annotation marks the transcript as partial.
GUCCGCUUCCUUCCUGCUUCUGUCUGUGAGCUCGUCGUGUCGAAGCUUCUUCUCUCCAGCUGAAGGUUGUUGUGUUUGUGUGAAGGUGUGGUCUCUGCUAUGGAUCAGUGUGAGGACGGAGAGGAGGGAGUCUCUCCCUCUGAAAGCACUCUGUGUGGGGAACAGGACACAAGGACCAGAGCUCAGAGGAUCCAUCAGAAACCAGACUGUCCUGGACCUGAACCCAGCUGUCUGUCCAUGAAGAGUGAUGCAUCUAUGGAGCCUCCUCUUGCUUUUAGACAAUCUGCUGAUGGAAGGAUCCAUCAGAGACCAGACUGUUCAGGACCUGAACCCAGCUGUGUGUCCAUGAGUGAUGCCUCUAUGGAGCCUCCUCUUGCUUUUAGACAAUCUGCUGAUGGAAGAGUCCACCAGGACAGCUCAGAGGUUCCCAGUGGUCAGUCUGCCCAGCAGGAUCAAACACACCUGGACUCCAUAUUUAUGCUGCUGGAGGAGAACAUUGUCACUUUUGUGAAGAAUGAGCUGAAGAAAAUCCAGAAGGGUCUGAGUUCAGAUUACCCAGAAUGCUUAGAGAGUCAGAGGGAGGAUGAGGAGGUGUUGGACGGUGAGGAGGAGGAGCAGAGGAAGAACAGCAGAAAGGCAUUUCUGAAGAUCACACUGCACUUCCUGAGGAGAAUGAAGCAGGAGGAGCUGGCUGACCGUCUGCAGAGCAGACAUCCUUUUGCUGUCUGUCAGCGUAAACUUAAAUCUUACUUGAAGAAGAAGUUCCAGUGUGUGUUUGAGGGGAUUGCUAAAGCAGGAAACCCAACCCUUCUGAACCAGAUCUACACAGAGCUCUACAUCACAGAGGGAGGGACUGCAGAGGUCAAUGAUGAACAUGAGGUCAGACAGAUUGAAACAGCAUCCAGGAAACCAGACAGACCAGAAACAACCAUCAGACAAGAAGACAUCUUUAAAGCCUCACCUGGAAGAGAUGAACCAAUCAGAACAGUGAUGACAAAGGGAGUGGCUGGCAUUGGGAAAACAGUCUUAACACAGAAGUUCACUCUGGACUGGGCUGAAGACAAAGCCAACCAGGACAUACAGUUCACAUUUCCAUUCACUUUCAGAGAGCUGAAUGUGCUGAAAGAGAAAAAGUACAGCUUGGUGGAACUUGUUCAUCACUUCUUUACUGAAACCAAAGCAGAAGGAAUCUGCAGGUUUGAAGAGUUCCAGGUUGUGUUCAUCUUUGACGGUCUGGAUGAGUGUCGACCUCCUCUGGACUUCCACAACACUAAGAUCCUGACUGAUGUUACAGAGUCCACCUCAGUGGAUGUGCUGCUGACAAACCUCAUCAAGGGGAACCUGCUUCCCUCUGCUUGCGUCUGGAUAACCACACGACCUGCAGCAGCCAAUCAGAUCCCUCCUGAGUGUGUUGGCAUGGUGACAGAGGUCAGAGGGUUCACUGAUCCCCAGAAGGAGGAGUACUUCAGGAAGAGGUUUGGUGAUGAGGAGCAGGCCAGCAGCAUCAUUUCCCACAUCAAGAUGUCACGAAGCCUCCACAUCAUGUGCCACAUCCCAGUCUUCUGCUGGAUCACUGCUACCGUUCUGGAGGAUGUGUUGAAGACCAGAGAGGGAGGAGAGCUGCCCAAGACCCUGACUGAGAUGUACAUCCACUUCCUGGUGGUUCAGUCCAAACUGAAUAAUGUCAAGUAUGAUGGAGGAGCUGAGACAGAUCCACACUGGAGUCCAGAGAGCAGGAAGAUGAUUGAGUCUCUGGGAAAACUGGCUUUUGAGCAGCUGCAGAAAGGCAACCUGAUCUUCUAUGAAUCAGACCUGCCAGAGUGUGGCAUCGAUAUCAGAGCAGCCUCAGUGUACUCAGGAGUGUUCACACAGAUCUUUAAAGAGGAGAGAGGGCUGUACCAGGACAAGGUGUUCUGCUUCGUCCAUCUGAGCGUUCAGGAAUUUCUGGCUGCUCUUCAUGUCCAUCUGACAUUCAUCACCUCUGGUGUCAAUCUGCUGGCAGAAGAACAAUCAACCUCCUGGUGGUCUAAAGUCUUCAGAGACAAACCUAAAGUAAGACAGUUCUACCAGAGUGCGGUGGACAAGGCCUUACAGAGUCCAAAUGGAUACCUAGACUUGUUCCUCCGCUUCCUCCUGGGACUUUCACUGCAGACUAAUCAGACUCUGCUACGAGGCCUGCUGACACAGACAGGAAGUGGCUCAAAAACCAAUCAGGUGAUGGUUGAGUACAUCAAGAUGAAGAUUAAAAUGACUCCCUCUGCAGAAAAAUGCAUCAAUCUGUUCCACUGUAUGAACGAACUGAAGGAUUGUUCUCUAGUGGAGCAGAUUCAACAGUCCCUGAGUUCAGGAAGUCUUUCCACAGAUAAACUCUCUCCUGCUCAGUGGUCAGCUCUGGUCUUCAUCUUACUGUCAUCAGUAAAAGAUCUGGAUAUGUUUGACCUGAAGAAAUACUCUGCUUCAGAGGAGGCUCUUCUGAGGCUGCUGCCAGUGGUCAAAGCCUCCAAGAAAGCUCUACUGAGCAGCUGUAACUUCUCAGAGAGAAGCUGUGAAGCUCUGUCCUCAGUUCUCAGCUUCCAGUCCUCUAGUCUGAGAGAGCUGGACCUGAGUAACAAUGACCUGCAGGAUUCAGGAGUGAAGCUGCUGUGUGCUGGACUAGAUAGUCCACACUGUACACUGGAAACCCUGAGGCUGUCAGGCUGUCUGAUCACAGAGGAAGGCUGUGCUUCUCUGGCCUUAGCUCUGAGCUCCAACCCCUCCCAUCUGAGAGAGCUGGACCUGAGCUACAAUCAUCCAGGAGACUCAGGAGUGAAGCUGCUGUCUGCUGGACUGGAGGAUCCACACUGGAGACUGGACACUCUCAGAUGCUGUGUGAGAAAGAGUCAUCUCUCCCGUGCUGCCACAGAUGAUAUCCUAAAGCAGAAAAUAUGGUGUUUCAACCUGGCAGCAGAGGGGAAGAAGCUCAAGGGAACCAUGAUGACUGCAGAGGACCUUUUGAACACUCUGGAGGAUUUAAGAGAGGAGGAAUUUACAAAGUUCAAAUGGUAUCUGAAGCAGCGUGACUUCCUGGGAGACUACCAGACCAUCAAAGAGUGCGAUCUGGAAAAGGCAGACAGGUUGAAAACAGUGGACCUGAUGGUGAACGCCUAUAAACCUCAUGGAGCUCUGGAGGUGACCAUGAAGGUUUUAGAGAAGAUAUCCAGGAACGACCUGGUGCAGAGUCUGCCAGACACCAGCUCAGGACCAGAAGUGGAGGUCAGUGAUGUUGGAGAGAACAGAGGACCUUCCUCCUCUCAGUGUGAAGAUGUGAUUGUUCCAGAACCAGAGCCACAACCCAUCUCACAUUACAAACACUUACUUCAGUCAAACCUCCAGGAUAAGUUUAUGUGUGCACAAGAGGGGUGGGCUCAGAAGAAGGAUGAGCAGCUUCUGGAUGAAAUCUUCACAGAGCUGUACAUCACAGCUGGGGCUGCCAUACAUAUCAACAUACAGCAUGAGGUCAGGCAGAUUGAGGCUGUGGUGAAGCCAGCUGAAACAGAGAAACCACUUAAACCCAGUGACAUCUUCAAACCCCCCUCUGGGAGUUAUAAACCCAUACGAACUGUGCUGACCAAUGGAAUUGCAGGAAUUGGCAAAACAUUUCUUGUGCACAAGUUUGUGUUGGACUGGGCUGAAGGAAGAGCCAAUCAAGAUGUGCAUCUGGUAUUCCCCUUCACCUUCCGCCAGCUGAAUCUAUGGAAGGAAGAAAAAUUGUGUUUGGCAGAACUGAUUCAUCGUUGUAUUACAGAGACCAGAUGCAUCAAGGAAGAAGCUCUUAAUCACAUCUUUACAACUCUGCAGUCAUCGGGAAACACCAACUAUGACAAAAGUAAAUUCAAACUUCUGUUUGUUUUGGAUGGACUGGAUGAGAGCCGCCUUCAACUAGACUGCUCUACCAGUAAAAACCAGGCAGUUAACUUCGAUGUUACAGAGUCCACCUCAGUGGAGAAGCUGCUGACAAACCUCAUCAAGAGGAACCUGCUGCCCUCUGCUCGCCUCUGGAUAACCACACGACCUGCAGCAGCCAAUCAGAUCCAUUCUGAUUUUGUUAAUAUAGUGACAGAGGUCAGAGGGUUCACUGACCCACAGAAGGAGGAGUACUUCAGGAAGAGAUUCAGAGAUGAGGAGCAGGCCAGCAGCAUCAUCUCCCACAUCAAGACAUCACGAAGCCUCCACAUCAUGUGCCACAUCCCAGUCUUCUGCUGGAUCACUGCUACAGUUCUGGAGGAUGUGUUGAAGACCAGAGAGGGUAGAGAGCUGCCCAAGACCCUGACUGAGAUGUAUGCAGAAUUCCUGGUGUUUCAGAUUGAUCAGACAAAAACAAAAUACGGCCCAAAAAAGUGCAUUCAGUACCUUAAGUCAUUAGCAAAACUGUCUUUCCACCAGCUGGAAAAGGGCAACCCGAUUUUCUACGAGAAAGAUCUAAAAGAGAGCGGCAUAGAUGUCCACGGGGCCUCGGUGUGCUCAGGAGUGUUCACAGAGAUCUUUAAAGAGGAACGUGGGAAGAGGAAGGAGGAUGACAAGAUGUUUAGCUUCGUCCAUCUAACUGUUCAGGAGUUUCUGGCUGCUCUUCAUGUCCGUCUGACCUUCACCAACUCUGGUGUCAAUCUGCUGUCAGAAAAACAAUCAACCUCCUGGUUUAAAUUAUUUAAACAUAAACAGGAUCUAAAACAUCUCUACCAGAGUGCUGUGGACAAGGCCUUACAGAGUCCAAAUGGACACCUGGACUUGUUCCUCCGCUUCCUCCUGGGACUGUCACUGCAGACCAAUCAGACUCUCCUACGAGGCCUGCUAAAACAGUCAGAAAGUAGCUCACAGACCAUUCAGGAAACAGUCCAGUACAUCAAGGAGAAGUUGGAGGAAAAUCUCUCUGCAGAGCAAAGCAUCAAUCUGUUCCACUGUCUGAAUGAACUCAAUGAGCGUUAUCUAGUGGAGGAGAUCCAACAGUCCCUGAGUUCAGGAAGUCUCUCCACAGAUAAACUCUCUCCUGCUCAGUGGUCAGCUCUGGUCUUCAUCUUACUGUCAUCAGAAAAAGAUCUGGACGUGUUUUACCUGAAGAAGUACUCUGCUUCAGAGGAGGCUCUUCUGAGGCUGCUGCCAGUGGUCAAAGCCUCCAACAAAGCUCUACUGAGUGGCUGUUACCUCUCAAAGAGAUGCUGUGAAGCUCUGUCCUCAGUUCUCAGCUCCCAGUCCUCUAGUCUGAGAGAUCUGGACCUGAGUAAAAACAACCUGCAGGAUUCAGGAGUGAAGCUGCUGUCUGCUGGACUGGAGAGCCCACACUGUACGCUGGAAACUCUCAGCUUGGAGGACUGCAGUUUGUCAGAGAUCAGCUGUGCUUCUCUGGCCUCAGCUCUGAAGUCCAACCCCUCCCAUCUGAGACAUCUGGACCUGAGCUACAACUACCUGCAGGAUUCAGGAGUGAAGCUGCUGUGUGGUUUUCUGGAGAGUCCACACUGUAGACUGGAGAUUCUGAGAUUGUGGAACUGCAGUUUGUCAGAGAUCAGCUGUGCUUCUCUGGCCUCAGCUCUGAAGUCCAACCCCUCCCAUCUGAGAGAGCUGGUGCUGAGUGACAACAAGCUGCAGGAUUCAGGAGUGAAGCUGCUGUGUGGUUUUCUGGAGAGUCCACACUGUAGACUGGAGGGUCUGGGCUUGGAGGACUGCAGUUUGUCAGAGAUCAGCUGUGCUUCUCUGGCCUCAACUCUGAAGUCCAACCCCUCCCAUCUGACGCUGCUGGAGCUGAGUAACAACAAGCUGCAGGAUUCAGGAGUGAAGCUGCUGUGUGGUUUUCUGGAGAGUCCACACUGCAGACUGGAGACUCUGAGAUUGUGGCGCUGCAGUUUGUCAGAGAUCAGCUGUGCUUCUCUGGUCUCAGCUCUGAAGUCCAACCCCUCCCAUCUGAGAGAGCUGGAGCUGACUGACAACAAGCUGCAGGAUUCAGGAGUGAAGCUGCUGUCUGAUCUUGUGGAGAGUCCACACUGCAGACUGGAG